UUUUAUUUGAUAGGCCCAAUAGUAAAAGUAAAAUAAAAACGUCCGUGUUCAAUAAGGUCCAUCGUCACCGCCAAAUCUAUCACCGCCAAUUACUCUCUAAUCGGAAAAGAGCCCCGACGACAACGACCACCGUCCCUCCGUCAUGCCGGAGAUAGACGCGUUGUUUGAAUCGAUCAAUGUUCGGGACCUUCUCGCCGGACACGAUCUAAACGAUCCCACAACUCCGUUAUCUGCACCGGAUCUCCGUCUCCUCAUAAACCGCUUAGAGUCUCAUUCUCUGCGGAUCAAGUCCAAAGUUCAGUCUUAUCUCGUCGCUCAUCACUCUGAUUUCUCGGAGCUAUUUUCUCUUUGUCAAGACACCGUCUCGAGGACUCGUCUGAUCUCCGAUGACGUCUCCGAUGUCCUACAAUUGGUUUCUGACCGUCCGAUUGAUGUUGAGAUACGCAGUGUGGUAGAUGAGAUAACGGAAAAGACUAAGGAAGUGAAAUUGAAAAGAGAAUCUCUUGAUUUAGUGAAUGCGAUCGUGGGAAUUUGUGAGGCAUUGCAGGAAACGAAGGAAGCUUUGAAAAAUGGACGUUUCAGAUUCGCCGCUGAGAGAAUCAGAGAACUUAAAGUUGUAUUGAGAAUUGGUGAAGAGGAAGAUGGAGAACCUGUGGCUUACGCUUUACUUAGGAAGGAAUGGUCUAAUUGCUUUGACGAGAUUCAAGAGGUGCUUGCAAAGUUCAUGGAGAAUGCAGUGCGUUUUGAGCUAGACUCGAGUAGAAUCCGGAUUAAGUAUCAGCUAAGCGUUGGUGAGACUGCUGGAAUCGCUCUUAGUACUGUUCUAGAGGCAAUGGAGGUGAUUGGAAUAUUAGACUAUGGGCUUGCGAAAGCAGCUGACUCAAUCUUUAAGCAUGUCAUCACUCCAGCUGUAACUCAUGCAUCUACCUUUGCCGCUGUGGAAGAUUUAUGUAAAUCCGCAGGGGAAGUCACCGAAGCGACACUAAGGCUAGAGCAAUCCUCAGAUCAUAAGUUUGAAGAUGUGGAUGGAGAUGCAAUGUAUUCUGGAAUUCUUAAGGUUGUUAAGUUCAUUUGCAGUUCCUUGUGCUUUGGAAACGUUACAUGGAUCCAUUCUUUUGGGAGGUUGACAUGGCCGAGGAUAUCAGAGUUAAUUAUAUCUAAAUUUCUUUCAAAGGUUGUCCCAGAAGAUGCUUCAAAACUUGCUGACUUUCAGAAAAUUAUCGAGCGGACCUCUCAAUUCGAAGCCGCUCUAAAGGAACUGAAUUUUGUUUCAUCAUCUGACGCAGAGAGUAGGCUCAGCAAAUAUGCUGAAGAUGUGGAGGUUCAUUUUGCAUCUAGAAAGAAGAUAGAAAUCCUAGCAAAAGCAAGAAAUUUGCUGUUGCAGUGUAACUUUACGAUUCCCCAGGAUAUUGCUAUGAGGAAUGCCAAGCACAUCGUCUGCUUACUUUUCUCCUCUGAAAGGUGUGUGGUAUCUGAAGCUGCAUCUCAACUUAUGAAUUUGGUGCAUAAGACGCUCGAGGAUGUCUGUGUUUCUUCUGCAAGGGUUGCUUCAGAGUUCUACAACGCUGCUAGAGAUUCUAUCCUUCUAUAUGAAGCUGUUGUUCCUGUCAAGCUAGAGAAACAACUCGAUGGCCUCAAUGAAGCUGCUGUUCUUCUGCACAACGAUUGUCUAUAUUUGUUCGAAGAGAUACUUGGCCUUGCUUUUGAGUAUCGUGCUAGCUUCCCUAGCUCCAUCAAGGAGUAUGCAGUCUUUGCUGACAUAGCCCCAAGAUUUAAACUGAUGGCCGAAGAAGUUUUGCAAAAACAAGUUCAUCUAGUAAUUUCAAGUCUGCGAGAGGCUAUAGAUAGUGCAGAUGGAUUUCAGAAUACUCAUCAAAUUAAACAGUUUAAAUCUGCAGAAUUUAGCAUUGAUCAGGUUGUCUUUAGUCUAAAGAAUGUGCAUAUGAUAUGGGAGCCAGUCUUACGGCCCAAAACUUACAAGCAAAGCAUGUGCGCAGUUUUGGAGUCUGUAUUUCGCAGAAUAGCUAGAGAUAUUCUUCUUCUAGACGACAUGGCUGCUGACGAAACUUUCGAGCUACAAAAACUGAUUUAUCUCAUGUUGAAGAAUCUAUCUUCUGUACUCGAUUCCGUGAGAUCUGCAGAUGAGACUUCUCGUCCUCUUGAUGAUAUCAUACCAUCUUUGCGCAAAACCCGUAAACUAGCAGAACUAUUGGAUAUGCCUCUCAUGUCUAUAACUUCAGCUUGGGAAAGCGGGGAGUUAUUUAGAUGCAAUUUCACAAGAACAGAGGUACAAGAUUUCAUCAAAGCUAUAUUUACAGAUUCGCCGCUGAGAAAAGAAUGCUUAUGGAGGAUAGACGAGGUUAACCAGUAGAUUGGAAAUGAUAAAACUUAAAAAAAAAACUCAAGACUUGUGAGAAGAAGCAAGUGAAAGCCUAUUUUGGCAAAAGAGCCAUGAGGUAUUUUAAUGUCAGCAGCUUGUAACAUCGACGACGCACUCUUGUGUAAGAAUAUAUAUGUAAAGAGAGUUUUAGCUGAUGAGUUUAAAACUUUAGGUUUAAAAGCGUGUUCCAGAUUUUGUUGUACAUUUGGGCUUUAGAUUCAACAAGUAAAACGCUCUGGGUAACAACAAUUUUCCGGUACAAAUUCUCC
Arabidopsis thaliana (thale cress) is the source of this 2649-nucleotide messenger RNA. It is a transcript of the gene ATZW10, whose product is annotated as centromere/kinetochore protein, putative (ZW10). The transcript is spliced from 14 exons. Gene Ontology annotation, cellular component: nucleus; endoplasmic reticulum membrane; spindle. Lineage: Eukaryota; Viridiplantae; Streptophyta; Magnoliopsida; Brassicales; Brassicaceae. The coding region runs from base 143 to 2371 and encodes 742 amino acids. Gene Ontology annotation, biological process: mitotic cell cycle. The record is from RefSeq and is marked reviewed.